Messenger RNA from Encephalitozoon intestinalis ATCC 50506, 621 nucleotides. RefSeq names its product oxidation resistance protein. The coding region runs from base 1 to 621 and encodes 206 amino acids. The record is from RefSeq and is a predicted model, not a curated record. The transcript has a single exon. Lineage: Eukaryota; Fungi; Microsporidia; Unikaryonidae.
AUGGGUAUAGGAAAUCACCAGGAUUCCUCGGAUGGCCGUUUACCUGCUCUACCGGAGCUUGAAUUCAGGAUGACAUAUGGCGGAGAAAGAUAUAAGACCUCGAUUCUGUCCAAGGAGAUUGUUAUGGGUCUGAGGGAAGCUCUCCAGGACAAAUAUAAAUAUUCCCUGAGUUGGAAACUUCUUUUCUCCACAUUUGAAAAUGGAUUUUCCUACAGAACCUUUCUUUCAAGCUUUGAAAGAGACGAACUACCUUUUGUACUUGCCUGUAGGACCAGGGAUGGAGAGCUGUUUGGAGCAUUCUUUGAGGAUAGAAUUAGGGUGUCCAGGACCAUGUAUGGGAGGCCAUCCACUUUUUUGUUCACCACAGCCCAAAACAUGAUCUCGGAAUCCGAAGAUGGCAAAGUGGCUGUCUUCCCUGUAUCUCAAGGCAGUGGAGCAAAUAUCUAUUGCACCCCAGACUUCCUUGCAUUUGGUUGUAGUGGAGAAAGGUUUGGGCUGCUGAUAGACAGAUCAUUGUCAAGUGGAGAAACACAUCCGGUGGAGACCUUUGGGAAGGCCAUCCUUGCAUCCAACAGCCAUUUCCAAAUAUCGUACCUCGAACUGUGGCUUAUCCAGUUAUGA